Hevea brasiliensis (rubber tree) is the source of this 1464-nucleotide messenger RNA. Its product is annotated as phenylacetaldehyde reductase. Gene Ontology annotation, molecular function: oxidoreductase activity, acting on the CH-OH group of donors, NAD or NADP as acceptor. The record is from RefSeq and is a predicted model, not a curated record. The transcript is spliced from 6 exons. NCBI's taxonomy places the organism in Eukaryota, Viridiplantae, Streptophyta, Magnoliopsida, Malpighiales, Euphorbiaceae. The coding region runs from base 112 to 1086 and encodes 324 amino acids.
CAUCUCUUCAUCAAUUCCAUUAUAAAGAAACAUACAGAGAAGCAAUAUACGGUGAAAACAGCAACCAUUCAUUUUUAUUGCUUUUCUUUACUAGAGAGAACUACAGGGAGGAUGUGUGGAGAAGGGAAGGUGGUGUGUGUAACAGGAGGGUCAGGCUACAUAGCUUCAUGGCUGAUUAAGAGAUUACUCCAAAGGGGUUAUAUCGUUAAAGCCACUGUUCGUGACACAGGUGAUCCAAAGAAAACAGAUCACUUACUUGCACUUGAUGGAGCUAAGGAAAGGCUUCAUUUGUUCAAAGCAAAUUUACUGGAAGAAGGGUCUUUUGAUGCUGCAGUUGAUGGAUGCGAAGGAGUUUUCCAUACUGCAUCCCCUGUACUAUUUGCAGUCACUGAUCCACUGGCAGAACUAAUUGAUCCAGCAGUGAAAGGAACACUUAAUGUUCUUAAAUCAUGCACAAAAGUUCAAUCUAUCAAGAGAGUGAUUAUAACAUCUUCUAUGGCGACAGUUAUGUUUGACAGAAAACCUCAGACCCCUGAUGUGGUGGUAGAUGAGACUUGGCAUUCGGAUCCAGCAGUUUGUAAGGAAAUGAAGCUUUCGUAUAUGCUUGCAAAAACCUUGGCGGAAAAGGCUGCUUGGAAUUUUGCAAAAGAGAAUGCAAUUGACUUGGUUACAAUACAUCCAGCAUAUGUGAUUGGCCCUCUCUUACAGCCAACUCUUAAUGCCAGUGUGGCGAUGAUUUUUAAUCUUGUAAAUGGAGCUCAGACAUAUCCCAACGAAUAUUACGGGUCAACUGAUGUUAGGGACGUUGCAGAAGCUCAUAUUCAAGCUUUUGAGAUUCCUUCAGCUUAUGGCAGAUAUUGUUUAGUUGCAAAUGUGUCGCACUAUUCUGAACUUGUGAAGAUUGUCCAUGAACAUUUUCCCUCCUUGCAACUUCCUGCAAAAUGUGAUGAUAAACCUCAAUUCAUGCCACAUGCCAAGGUAUCCAAAGAGAAAGCAAAAACUUUGGGUAUCAACUUCAUUCCUCUGGAAGCUACUCUCAAGGACACUAUUGAGAGCCUGAAGGAGAAGGGCUUCCUCAGCAUCUAAUUAGAUCGUAUGUGAUAGUGAGGUGAUGCAAAAACGAGCCAGAAAAUUUAGAACGAACAAUGUGCUUUUCCCUAAAAACCUUCAGGGUUCAAAUACUUGUAUAUAUCGUUUUGAAUUUCUCCAAUUGUUAUUGAAGAUUGUAUGUGAAAGGCAUGAUCACUUGCUCACCAUCUUCCUGAAUAGUAAAUUAAUGUCAUCACAGAAGAUUGUGGUCAAUCCUUGUACGCAUGGGUUGUGCUUAGCUGCAUGUAUCUGGGAUUUAUUAAAUUACCAUGUGGAUGAUCACAAUUGUAGGAAAUGUUUGGUAUGAUUUUCUUGCAUAGCAGAUGUCAAGAUGACAAGCUUUAUGCAGAUAAAUCAAAUAAAUUCCCUCUGCAA